Aplosporella prunicola CBS 121167 is the source of this 2000-nucleotide messenger RNA. RefSeq lists its product as uncharacterized. Gene Ontology annotation, cellular component: oligosaccharyltransferase complex; endoplasmic reticulum membrane. The record is from RefSeq and is a predicted model, not a curated record. Bases 199 to 1629 code for a protein of 476 amino acids. The transcript is spliced from 3 exons. NCBI's taxonomy places the organism in Eukaryota, Fungi, Ascomycota, Dothideomycetes, Botryosphaeriales, Aplosporellaceae.
GGGACUGGGUAGGUAUAGACGGGUAGGUAGGUAGACGUAGGUUGGCAGCGGGCGGAGGUUUGGAUUCUCCGCCGGAGGGAGGAGCUCGGGCCCGGCUUGGCGCGGCGUGCGCGGUCCCUUACGCAUCCACGUAUGCCACAGCUCAAGCCGAAGCUCUCCAAACUCAUCGUCUAGCUACUCUUCCCCCAAUUCGAGACGAUGCGUUGGUUGCUUUCGCUGGCUUGCCUGGCCUUGCUGGGCCUUGCGAGCGCCCUCAGCUUCUCCGGCCCCCGCACGCUGGUUGUGCUCGAGGAGUUGGCCGACAAGGACAAGUAUUCGCUCUUCUGGGCCGACCUGACCUCCCGCGGCUUCUCCCUCGAUUUCGCCUCGCCCAAGUCUGAAUCGCUGUCGCUGUUCAAGCAUGGCGAGCGCGCCUACGACCACGUCCUCCUCCUCCCGCCCAAGAGCAAGGGCUACGGCCCGGCCCUGUCGCCGCAGCUCGUCCUCGACUUCCUCAACAAGGACGGCAACGUCAUGCUCGCGCUGGCCGGCGGCCAGACCGUCUCCGCGGCGGUGCAGAGCACGCUCCUCGAGCUCGACAUCCACCUCGGCCCGGACAAGACGUCGCUCGUCCUCGACCACUUCGCCCACGACGCCAACUCGGCCUCGGAAGCCCACGACGUCGUGCUCGUCCCGCGCCCGCAGGCCCUCAAGCCCGGCGUGCGCAACUUCUUCGCCGGUGAUGGCGUCGUCGCCGUUCCUCGCGCCAUGGGCCAGCUACUGGCCAACGCCUCGCCGCUGCUCGCGCCCAUCCUGCGCGCCCCCAGCACCGCCUACACGCACAACCCCAAGGACGCGGACGCCGAGGCUGCCGCAGAAGACCCCUUCGGCAUCGGCUCGCAGCUCAGUCUCGUGACCGCUUUCCAGGCCCGCAAUAGCGCCCGCUUCGCGGUUCUGGGCUCGGCCGAGAUGCUGCAGGACAAGUGGUUCGACACGACGGUCAAGAACGCCGCCUCCGGCGAGGAGGAGAAGACGGCUAACCGCGAGUUCGCGGCGCAGCUCACUGCGUGGACCUUCAAGGAGAAGGGCGUGCUGAAGGUCGGUCGCCUGCGGCAUUGGCUCAGCGAGGACGAGAGCGCUCAACACCUCGGCCUCAAUGAGACGGCUGUCGGCGCCGCGGAGCACAACCCCUCGAUCUACCGCAUUAAGAACAAGGUGGCCUUUGAGAUAGAGAUCUCCGAGUGGGACACCGACCGCCUCGUCCCCUUCCACCCGGAGUCUGCCGACGCAUUGCAGCUGGAAUUCAGCAUGCUGUCGCCGUUCCACCGGCUGACGCUGGCGGCGCUGCCGGCGGUGGCGGGCGCCGACAGCACCAUCUUCGCGACGCAGUUCACGACGCCGGACCAGCACGGCAUCUUCAACUUCCGUGUCAACUACAAGCGGCCGUUCCUGACGACGGUCGACGAGAAGCGCGAGGUGACGGUGCGCCAUUUCGCCCACGACGAGUGGCCCCGCUCGUGGCGCAUCAGCGGUGCGUGGCCCUGGGUUGGCGGCAUUGGCGUCACGGUUGCCGGUUGGGUGGGCUUUGUCGCGCUGUGGCUUUAUAGUGCGCCUGUGAGGGGGGCGCAGGGCGAGAAGAAGAGGAACUGAGGGACUGACUGAUUGAUGUGAUUGGUUUGGGUUGAGUGGGGGUUAGGGGUUUGUCAGAAGAAGAGAGAAGAGGAUGCGGCGUGGCUAUGAGAGCUGCGUUGUUUGUUUGUUUGGCUGUUAUGAGUAGAAAUGCUUGAGAGUGCUGCCGCAAAAUUGAUGAUUGUUAGCGUCGCGCUGUCCGUUUACAUUAAGCAUUGAUUGUACCUGUGGAGAGUGCAGGGCAUACUUAUUCCUAUUCUGUUUGCAAACUGCGAAACGCGUGCGUGGUACUUUCUUUCAGCUUGUUUGCUGGUCCAGUUUGGUGUUUAUUCGGCUUAGCCAUGGCUGGUGAGUGGUGACUUGUUUUUUUUUUUUUUUUUUUUUUUGUUUUU